This is a messenger RNA of Caenorhabditis angaria, 3080 nucleotides long. The record is from the annotation of a GenBank genome assembly. Lineage: Eukaryota; Metazoa; Nematoda; Chromadorea; Rhabditida; Rhabditidae.
AUGCCCGACUCCUAUAAAUCGGCACUUCUUGACACCUUCUCGAAAUUCGCUGAAAAUGUGACAUUUAUCUGGAAAUAUGAGGCUGAUGAUAUUUUGCGAAAUGCGACAACUAAAAAUGUGAUUUUCGAGAAAUGGGUCCCGCAACGAGCACUGCUUAUGGAUCCACGUUUGACUGCGUUUUUCACACAUGCCGGUUUGGGAAGUGUGAAUGAAGUUAGCUAUUCGGGAAAGCCAGCGAUUUUGGUGAGUAGUAAGUGGAACAGGAGCCUUCUAAAGCCCUUAGAAGCCUUUCAAAGCCCUGUAGAAUCACCUAAAGCCCCCUUAAGCCCUUAAAAGCCUUCUAAAGAUUUAUAGAGCCCCCUUAAGCCCUUAGAAGCCCUCUAGAGCCCUCUGAAGCCUUUAGAAGCCUCCUAAAGCCCUUAGAAGCGUCUGAAAGCCUUUCAAGCCCCCUCAAGCCUUUUAAGGCCUUCUUAAGCCAUCUAGAGCCUCCUGAAGCCCUUAGCAGCUUCCUUCAGCUUCUUAAGCCUCCUGAAGCCUUCUAAAGUCUCCUGAAGCCUCUGGAAGCCCUCUCAAGCCUACUGAAACCCCCUGACGCCUCCUUAAGCUUUUUGAAACUCUCUAGAGUCCUCUCAAGCCCUCAGAACCCUCCUAAAGCUCCCCGAAGCCUCCUGAAGCCUCCUAAAACCUUCUAAAGCUUUCCAAACCCUUAUGAAGCUCUCUAGAGCCCCCUUAAGCCCUUAAAAGCCUCUGACAGCCCUCCCAAGCCUCCGAAAGCCCCUGAAGCCCUUAGAAGCUUCCCAAAGCCUUCUAAAGUUCCCUAAAACUCGAGAUCAACUCUAAAACACAUCUAAAAUUCAGUGUCCAAUCUUCGCUGAUCAAAUGCGCAACGCGAAAAUGCUCGCCCGCCACCAAGGAGCCAUCGAAUUCUCCAAAUUCGACCUCAACAACGCCGAAAAACUCGAAAAAUCCAUCCAUCAAAUACUAUUCGACGAAAAAUUCGCAGAGAAUUCGCGAAAUCUUGCGCGACGCCUCGAAAAUCAGCCAAUCAAACCUGCCGAACUUCUCGUGCGACAUUGCGAAUUCGCUGCCGAGUUUGGAGAGUUGCCAAGUUUGGAUCCCUACAGCCGGCAAAUGUCAUUUUUCACAUUUUUCAUGAUUGAUCAACUGUUGAUUUUUACUGUGAUGUUUGGAGCGAUUUUUGGAGUGUUUGUGGCGGUUCUGAAAUUUAUUGCAAGACGGGUAUUUAUGUCAGAAAAGAUGCUGAAAAUUGAUUGAAUGAAAUUUUCGAAAAUCAUGCUGCAAUUAUUUCCAGCGAUUAAAUGAUUAUAUCAUUCGUUCUUUCUCGAAAAUAAAUGGAAAAAAAUACAAAUACAAAUACAAAUAUUUCAAAAGGGCUUAUUGAUGUCAUUUUUGUGAUCUAUUUUCAGAGAAAAAACUUGUUUACAUGUGAGUCUGAAGAUUACUAAACAAAUUACCCUUCUAAAUAAAUCUACAUAGAAAAAAAACGGGGAAAAUUGCAGAUGUCUGAACAAGUUCUGAUCUUAACUCUAUAAAAAUAAAAAUCGACUAAAGAAUACACUUCUGACGCAUCAAGUUUGUGCAACUUCGAGAACUAAUCAGUGAGCCAAAAAUAAUGCACAUUAUAGUGAUGUUAUUCAUUAACAAUAGCAUAAAAUACGUGAUUUUUUGAUAUUUAUGUUUUCUUACUCUUGAGCUCGCUGGCAGUUUUAUUGUCUUUGAAAUUUUCACCCGUGAAAAAUGACUCGCAUAGCGCAGCAGGCAAGCGGUUAGCCUCUUAGGAACCACUUUCGGGUUCGACUCCUGCUCGCUGCAAUAUUUUUUGAUUUUUUUCUUUUUCUCACAAACAGGAACUUUGGAUUGAUGUAACUUUUUUGAGAAUCUGUGUUCAGUAGUUCAGGAAAUCAAGGGCACAGGAAAUUAAGGCUCUAAAUCUGUCUAAAGUUAUUUUCAGCACAUCCUAUAAACUAAUAGUGCAUGGUUUAUUUUAGCCGAGAAAAACGAGAGACGAAAAUGUUACCGUAACUCGGGGAACUUUUUGUUUUUUGUAUCCUCAAAAAGCGGCCAGAAAAAUAAAAACUACAAAUUACCCCCCCCCCCCCCCCCAAUAAAAAUGUGACAUCUCGGAUGGUUUUUGAUGAUCUCUGCUUCUCUUAUACAGAAAUCAGCCGGCUUCUCUGCGUCUCUCAAAAUCAUGUGCUCUCUAAUCUCUCAAGAUGUUCUCUGCGUAUCUCCAAAUUACAUAUUCUCUAUGUUUCCUCUGCGUCUCUACCUACUCUGUCAUCUCUAACAUCAUUUUAUCUCUGUCUACCUCCAAGUUCUGUAUACUCUCUCGCUUCUCUAUGUUCUCUGCGGAUCCACAAAACUAGACUCUUCUUGAGCUCCACACCUUGUUUUUUGCUCCUUACACAAGAGAUGCUCACAUGUUUUUCAAAAAUUGUAGAUCAUAACGUGACCAACCGUAUUCUCGUCGCAAGCCACGCCCAUUUUUCGCGGCUCACAAGUUAGUAUAUAAGUAAAACUAGAUCUAUUUUCAGUAUACAUGUAAUUAUUACUUCGGAUGCUUUGUUCACUACUUUGUAAUGUCGAUGACAUUUGUGAUAAUGGGUUAUUGCGGAUUCUCAACAUAUUUCACAAUUCGAGCUCAUCGCGGAGCAUCUACUCGUACUCGCCAACUUCAAAACCAACUUUUUCAAGCUCUCGUUUUACAAACCGUUAUCCCAUCAAUAUUUAUGUAUAUUCCAACUGGAAUCAUGUUUAUUUUCCCAUUUCUCGAUAUUGAUUUGAAAGACAAUGCUAACUUCAUUGUAGUCUGCUCGUUUUUAUACCCCGGAAUUGACCCGCUGAUUACGAUCUUUAUUAUAAGAGACUUCAGAUUGACUGUUUCCAGUAAGCUGAAAAAUACUGAUUCUGGGGAAAACAAGUUUGGUUUUCCAGAUAUUGUCAAAGGUCGCGGAGGUGGGGCUGGAAGCAGUUUCGGAUCUUCUAUAGGUCCGUCAGGCGCAAGAACGGCGAAUUAUCUGACAGGAACUUCGACUUCUGGACACUUUGUGAAAUCUUAA